This is a messenger RNA of Heterocephalus glaber (naked mole-rat), 7706 nucleotides long. Lineage: Eukaryota; Metazoa; Chordata; Mammalia; Rodentia; Bathyergidae. The record is from RefSeq and is a predicted model, not a curated record.
AGCUCCCGGGCCGGCUCCGAGUCCUGUCGGUAGGGGCAGCAGGAUGCUGGUGGCGGCGGAGGGGGCCGGCCGGUGCCUCCGCAGCUUGGCUGGCAGGGCCCGGCGGGGCGCGUGCGGCUGCCCAGAGAGCGCCCCCCGCCCCGCGCCUCCUCAUGCAGCCCUGGCACUGCCUGCGGCGCUUUGCCCUGGCCUGGUGGGAGAGGACGGCGGAGGGCAGGGCACGCUCUCCCCGGGAGGAGGCCGGCCCGAGGGACACCGGGGGCCGGGGGGAGCCAGGGCUCCAGCGAGCGGCGGGAGGGAAGCCUGCAGGACUCUGUUCCCUCUGUUUAAAGUCUCCAGAUCCGGAGCGGAGCAGCCCCCCCAUGCUGUCUGCGGACGAUGCCGAGUACCCGCGGGAGUACCGGACCCUGGGGGGCGGGGGCGGGGGCGCCGGGGGCCGGCGCUUCUCCAACGUGGGCCUGGUGCACACGUCCGAGCGGCGGCACACUGUGAUCGCCGCGCAGAGCCUGGAGGCGCUCAGCGGGCUGCAGAAGGCGGACGCCGAGCGCAAGCGCGAUGCCUUCAUGGACCACCUGAAGAGCAAGUACCCGCAGCACGCGCUGGCCCUGCGCGGCCAGCAGGACCGCAUGCGGGAGCAGGUUGGCGGCUGGACCGUGGACCCCGUGUGCCUCCUCAGCUCCCUCUGCUCCCACCUGCAUGGUGACUCCACGCCCUCCGGGGCUGGCCAGCCCGCCCAGCAGCCAAACUACUGGAGUUUCAAGACCCGAAGCUCGCGCCACACUCAGGGAGCCCAGCCGGGACUGGCGGACCAGGCAGCCAAGCUGUCCUACGCCUCGGCUGAGUCACUGGAGACCAUGUCGGAGGCCGAGCUACCCCUGGGCUUCAGCAGGAUGAACCGCUUCCGCCAGAGCCUGCCCCUUUCCCGCUCUGCCAGCCAGACCAAGCUGCGCUCGCCAGGGGUGCUGUUCCUGCAGUUCGGGGAGGAGACGCGGCGCGUGCACAUCACGCACGAGGUCAGCAGCCUGGACACGCUCCACGCGCUCAUCGCGCACAUGUUCCCGCAAAAGCUCACCAUGGGCAUGCUCAAGUCGCCCAACACCGCCAUCCUCAUCAAAGACGAGGCGCGCAAUGUCUUCUACGAGCUGGAGGACGUCCGGGACAUCCAAGACCGCAGUAUUAUCAAGAUCUACCGGAAGGAGCCGCUGUACGCUGCUUUCCCUGGAUCCCACCUCACCAACGGGGACCUCCGGAGAGAGAUGGUGUACGCGUCGCGGGAGUCGUCGCCCACGCGGCGUCUCAACAACCUGUCGCCGGCCCCGCACCUGGCAUCCAGCUCGCCACCGCCCGGGCUGCCUUCGGGGCUGCCUUCGGGGUCGCCGUCGCGCUCGCGCCUGUCCUACGCCGCAGGGGGGCGCCCGCCCUCGUACGCCGGCAGCCCGGUGCACCAUGCGGCAGAGCGGCUGGGGGGCGCCCCGGGGGCGGCGACGGCGGGGGCGCAGGGAGUGAGCCCCAGCCCCAGCGCCAUCCUGGAGCGGCGCGAUGUGAAGCCUGACGAGGACCUGGCGGGCAAGGCGGGCGGCAUGAUGCUGGUGAAGGGCGAGGGCCUGUACGCCGACCCCUACGGGCUGUUGCACGAGGGCCGCCUGAGCCUGGCGGCGGCCGGCGAACCCUUCGCGUUCCCGGGCGCCGGCGGGCUCUACAAGCGCGGCUCGGUGCGCUCGCUCAGCACCUACUCGGCCGCCGCGCUGCAGUCCGACCUGGAGGACUCGCUCUACAAGGCGGCGGCCGGCGGCGGCGCGCUCUACGGCGACGGCUACAGCUUCCGCCUGCCGCCCUCAUCGCCGCAGAAGCUGGCGGACGUGGGGGCGCCCCCCGGCGGACCUCCACCGCCCCACAGCCCCUACUCGGGCCCACCCAGCCGCGGCUCGCCCGUGCGCCAGUCCUUCCGCAAGGACUCGGGCUCCUCGUCCGUCUUCGCUGAGAGUCCUGGGGCCAAGACGCGCAGCGGCACCGGAGGCGCCUCUGGAACUGGGGUCCCCCCGCCCGAGCUCUUCCCCGGGCCCGGGGAGCGCGCGCUCGUGGGCUUCGGGCCACCAGUGCCAGCCAAGGACUCAGAGACCAGGGAGCGCAUGGAGGCCAUGGAGAAGCAGAUCGCCAGUCUCACGGGCCUGGUACAGAGCGCCCUCCUUCGGGGCUCGGAGCCUGAGACCCCCAGUGAGAAGAUUGAAGGGUCCAAUGGGGCAGCCACCCCCUCAGCACAGUGCGGGUCAGGCAGCCGCAGCAGUGGGGCCACCCCGGUGUCCGGCCCUCCCGCGCCCUCGGCCAGCGGCGCCCCUGCGGAGAAGCCCACGGCAGUCAGCCGUCUCCAGAUGCAGCUGCACCUGCGCGGCCUGCAGAACAGCGCCAGCGACUUGCGCGGCCAGCUGCAGCAGCUGCGCAAGCUCCAGCUCCAGAAUCAGGAGUCGGUGCGCACGCUGCUGAAGCGCACGGAGGCGGAGCUGAGCAUGCGCGUGUCAGAGGCGGCGCGGCGGCAGGAGGACCCACUGCAGCGACAGCGCACCCUGGUGGAGGAGGAGCGGCUGCGCUACCUCAACGACGAGGAGCUCAUCACCCAGCAGCUCAAUGACCUGGAGAAGUCGAUGGAGAGGCUCCAGAGGGACGCGUCCCACAGCCACCGGCUGGUGCCCGGGCCUGAGCUGGAGGAGAAGGCGCUGGUGCUGAAGCACCUGGGGGAGACGCUGACGGAUCUCAAAGCUCACUUCCCUGGGCUGCAGAGCAAGAUGCGCGUGGUGCUGCGCGUGGAGGUGGAGGCUGUGAAGUUCCUGAAGGAGGAGCCGCAGCGCCUGGACGGGCUGCUCAAGCGCUGCCGCGGGGUCACCGAUGCACUGGCCCAGAUCCGCAGGCAAGUGGACGAGGGGGUGUGGCCGCCCCCCAACAACCUUCUGAGUCAGUCCCCCAAGAAGGUGACCGCGGAGACUGACUUCAGCAAGGGCUUGGACUUCGACAUGCCGCCUCCCAGUCCUCCGCUGAACCUGCACGAGCUGAGUGGCCCGGCCGAGGGGGGCCCCCUCACCCCGAAGGGCGGCAACCCCACCAAAGGCCUGGAUGCUCCUGGGAAGCGCAGCGUGGACAAGGCUGUGUCCGUGGAGGCGGCAGAGCGGGACUGGGAGGAGAAGCGGGCGGCGCUGACCCAGUACAGCGCCAAGGACAUCAAUCGGCUGCUGGAGGAAACGCAGGCUGAGCUGCUCAAGGCCAUCCCGGACCUGGACUGCGCUGGCAAGGCCCAUCCGGGCCCUGCCCCCGCCCCGGACCACAAGCCCCCCAAGGCACCCCACGGCCAGAAGACGGCCCCCCGAACAGAGCCCAGCGGGAGGAGGGGCUCAGAUGAGCUGACGGUGCCCCGCUACCGCACCGAGAAGCCCUCCAAGUCGCCUCCGCCACCCCCACCCCGCCGCAGCUUCCCCUCCUCUCACGGCCUGACCACCACACGAACUGGGGAGGUGGUGGUCACCACCAAGAAGGACUCGGCCUUUAUCAAGAAGGCGGAGUCUGAGGAGCUGGAGGUGCAGAAGCCCCAGGUGAAGCUGCGCCGGGCCGUGUCCGAGGUGGCCCGCCCCGCCUCCACGCCCCCCAUCAUGGCCUCCGCCAUCAAGGAUGAGGACGAGGAGGACCGCAUCAUCGCCGAGCUGGAGGUGUUUGAGAGAAGCUCAGUCUCCUCCCUCCCCCCCACACCCUGCCGCCAGCCGAUCCCCACCUUGGUGUCCCCCCAGGACCUGGGGCCCCCCGGGGGCUCAGCCCUGGGCCCUACAUGGAAGGCCUUCUGCAUUCCCCGGAUCAUCCUGACAGAGUGUGGCCCCUCCUCGCUUGAGGCAGAGAGUGAGGCUCCAGGCCCCUGCCCAGCUCCCACGCCAAGACCCCGGACCCUGGUCGGCGCCCCCCAGGCCCUGCCAGAGCUGGUGGCCACAGCCACUGGGCCCAGGAAGGACAGGGGAGCUGGGAAGAGACUGGCUGGAGCCACCUGUUCUUGGGCACCAGCCCCGGCUGGGACUCAGGAGCCCACCACCGCCGAGAGGCCCACGCAGGAGACCCCUGGGGGCUACGGGGGGCAAACCCACUGCGAAGCACGGAGGGACAGCCUGGAGCAGACUCUGCUGGAGCUGGAGGCCACUCUGAGCGAGCUGGGUGCAGCCCCCACCACUAGUGGUGGCAGUGGCGUGCCGCCCAUGAAGGUGGUGACCCCCGGGGCCUCCAGGCUGAAGACGGCCCAGGGCCAGGCGGGCAGCCCGGACAAAGGCAAACACGGCAAGCAGCGGGCAGAGUACAUGAGGAUCCAGGCCCAGCAGCAGUAACCGUGGACCACCCCACCCCUUCCCUCUUCUUCUGCCCCUGCCAAGCCCCCCUUCCUACACCCCCAAGUCAGGGCUCAGCUCUCUCCCGAUGCCCCUCCAGUGUCUCCUCUUGGAUCUUGGAGGUUUUCUAUUCCUCACGCUUCAGCUGGGGCCCGGCACACAGGCCACCUCCGCCGUCUCUGACCCGGACCCCUGUUUCUAUUCCAGGCCACUAAACCAUCUAAAGAGAUGAGCGGGUCGAAUGAGACCUCGAGCCCAGUGUCAGAAAAGCCCUCGGCUUCCAGAACCUCCAUUCCCGUAUUGACUUCCUUUGGGGCAAGGAAUUCUUCCAUCUCCUUCUAGAGCCUUCCAGAAGCCCCUCACAUCCCCCCAGCCCGUCCCCUCCUUCCUCCUGCCAUCUCUUCCUAGUCCGCUUCCCUUCAUCUCCCGUACCCCACCCUCUCCGCUAGACCCUUGAGGGUCCCCACCCUGUGGGCCUUCUCAGUCUUCUAUUCUCAUCCCCCCUUGUUGGUGUUUUUGGUUUUUUUUUUAAUGAUUUACUUUUCAUUAUCUUUUUGUAAAGAGCAGAAUAGUUUAACUAAAAACCAAACACACCACCUCCCCUUGACCUCCUAUUCCCAGUGGCCUCUUCCUGUCAUCGUCUGCCCCUUCUCUCUCUCACGCUCUUCCCCCCAAGUCCAUCCUGCAGCCCCCGACCUGCCCUGUACCCAUCCCCCCGUUCCCCUCACUCCUGAGAAAACUCCAAACAAACUCUGAGCCACGGAGACUUGGAGCGACAAGAGACCCCUCCCCCUUCUCUGUCAUCCCUUCCCGGAGGAGCAGAGGACACGGGCCCACCCCAGCUUCCGGCUGGACCAUGGGAUGAGGGUGACCCUGGUCCUGGAGACGCCCCACUCCCUGUCUGAGCUGGGACAAGACUGAACGCUGCUGCUACUCUGCUCCUUCCUGUCGUGUCCAGUCCAGCUGUAGGCCAGAAGGACCAGCGGGGACCACAGAGGGACAGAGGCUGAGUCUGAGCGGCCCCAGGCUGGGUGUGUGGCCAUGGUGCCCAGGCCAUGUGUCCCUGGGGAGCCGCUGGCUUGUGGGGAGGAGCUGCGGGUGGUAGCAGAGAAGGAGGGACUGGGGACACUGGCAUGGAGGGUGGCCGUGGGGACAGCCUGCCACUGGGCCACUGCCUCGGGAGAGGGCAGCCUGGGAAGGUGCAUUUGGUACUUUUAGUUUCCUGAUUUAGCACUUUAAAUGCCAUUAACUUAAUGCGUGUGGGUGGGUGACAGGGAAGGGCCAAGGGACUAGGUCUGGAGCCCUGAGGGUGGGAGGGAGAUGGGGAGCCUAGCCGGUGGUUUUGAAGGACAGUGAGGACAGCUCUGACCCCACAGGUGGGGACAAACUGGCCUUCAACAUCUUUUUUGUGACUUGAGAGCUUUCAGGGACGGGGUGCGACGUGGGGAUCUGGUGACUACUGAUGAGAUGUUUGUGGGUCCUGAAGCCUGGAGGAGGGAGGGAAAGGAGGCUUUGGGUCUCCAGUCCUGGGGUCCCCAGGGGUGCAGAGAGGGCCCAGCAGGGAGACAGGGAGGAGGAGGAGGGAGUGGCGUCCCCAGAGGACAGGUUUCCCAUUUGGAGCACAAAGGAAGAGGAAGCACAGGUAGGGGACGUGGGGAUUGUCCCCCAUAAGCACAGAAAAGAGGAGCCAUGGAAGGGGACAAAGCCGGUGUCCCUGGGGGCCUGCUGGGGGUUGGGGAGGGAGGGAACUGGGCUAUGUUUCUUCAUUCCUUUGGGAUUAUUUUUGGUUUCUGUUUUUGUUGGUUCAUCCUUGUUUUCUAGCUUCUGACCAUUUUUGUACCAAGGCAAGCGAGCCUUUUUGAAAAAUAACAAAAGAAGAGGAAAAAAAAAAAAAUCCCUCCCGGAAAAAAAAACAAAACACAAAAAAACCUAGAAAAUAGGAAAAAAAAAAAGGACCUCAUAAAUGAUGCAAUUACUUUUAAUUGCAGGCAACUCUUUACAUUUAAGUGAAGUGUCUUAACAUUUUAUAUUGUUUUAAAAAUAUAUUUACAUAUUAUAUAUAUAAUAUACGUAAUAUAAAUAUAUAUAAAUAUUUAAAAAAGAAAAAAAAAAGGAACCCACGGCCCUCUUCCCUGGCCGCUGUCGCGGCAGGGCGGGGCCUGGGGACAGCAGAGGCGGGGCUGGCUCUGGUCGGGGAGGCGCUGGUUAGGUCCGGGGUACAGGGAUCCGGGCCUGGGAGGGGAGGGGGGAGUGGUGCCCCCUCCUCCCUCCGCUCCAUUACUCUGCUUGCUACUCUGCUCGCCCCAGCACCUCAGCCCUUUGACCUGACCGCACCCCGCUGUCAUUGUCCUGAGUUGAUGUCCCUUGUGGGGGAGGGGGCGUCCAUCCAAGUGGGGCAGAUGGAGGGGCCCACCCCACCCCACCACCCCAGUAGAGUCUAGGGGGACCCGCAUUUUUCUCGCUUUAGUUCCUGAGCACGAAUGGGCUGGGAGGUACUUGCUUGGGACUGUGUGCAGUCUGGGUGUGUGCGGGUGUGCACCGGCACGAGGCCGCUCAGCUGUGCGUGCAAACGCAUGAGGUGUGCGUGCACAGGCAUGGCCUGUCGUGUGUGGGGGAGGGGAGACGUGAGCCCGAAGGCGCGUGUGAGCUGCGAGGGCACUGGCGUGUGCCUGCCUGCGUGUGCCUGUGGGGGGAGCUCUGCGCGUGCGAACACGUGUUGUGUGUGUGCGGACGUGCCUGGCUUCCAGAGAGUCGUCACGUGGGGACCACAAGCGCGUGGUUAGAGGUGCGUGUGACCUGCCUGCGGCAAUGUGCGCGGUGCACCUGUGUGCUGGUGCAGACCCAGAGUGCGUGUGCAUGCGUGUGCGCGUGUGCGCCCCAUCACCCCGCCCGGCCCGCCUGGCUCCCUUUGCCGGCCCGCCCCGCCGGCCCCCAAGCCCGCCGCACGUCCGCGCCCCAGCUGCAUGCGCUCGCUGCUCUCCGCCCGUGUGUGCUUGCCAGAAACUCCGGGGCCGAGCCGCCCGCCCGCCGCGUCCUCGCAUGGGGCCCCUCUCCCGCCCCGCCGCGAUGCUGACGCCGUUCCCGGACCCCAGGGCCCGGGCCAGGCUCGGCUCCGCCCCGCCCCAUCCACCCCGUAGGGACCGUGUUGGUGUAGCAGUGACGGCUUCUGUGGAUGUUCUGUGACCUCUGUCGGUGUAACUUGACAAUUUCUAAAUGGAAAAGGGUUGCUGUGUUUUCUGUCUCUUUUUCAACGUCCUUUUUUCUUCUCCCCACCUCCCCGCUCUCUCCUUCCUUUUCGGUUUUUCUAGCCGAGUGUUUGGGGCUUUAAUAAAACUUGUUUCUCUUUCCUCUCCUGGA